AAGCUGUUCAGCUGCAGUAUGUCAAAAGAGCGAAGAAAGGACUCUCUGUCUGAGAUGAGUCUCUCAGAGAAACAGAGUGUAAGAUCAGGCUCGCAUGUGUUCAGCUCUGUGUUUGUGAAGAGUGACUGUUCAAAAAGUCUUGGACCAAACUUAAGAGACAAAAAAACAUCAUCCAAAAAAAGGCUUCAGUUUGAAACAUUAGAUUCAGAUUUCCAGACUUACAGGGACCACAGCAAUGUCAAUGAUCUCCUAUGGAUCUUCCAGAAUCUUGAGGGCAAAAUAUUCACAUUUAUUAAGAAUGAGCUGGAGAAGUUUAAGAAGCUAUUACAGAAUGAGAACACACAAUGCUUGGUGAAUGACUUUAAUGAGAACAGAUGCAGUAUCAAAGAAGCAGCUCUUGACCUCACACUCUACUUCCUGAGAGAAAUGAAGCAAGGUGAAGCUGCUGAUAUUUUAGAAGACAAUCUGGUCUUCAUUCAUCAGCUGAAAUGUGGUUUAAAGAAGAAGUAUCAAUGUGUGUUUGAAGGAAUUGCAAAGCAAGGGGACUCUAUACUUCUGAAUAACAUCUACACAGAUCUCUAUAUCACUCAGGGUUGUAGUGAACAGGUCAAUACUGAACAUGAGGUAAGACAGAUUGAAGUGGCUUCUAGGCGUCAUGAAUCUCAAGAGAUACCGAUUGAGUGCAAAAAUUUGUUUGAAGCACCUGAACAAGACAAGCAGAUCAGAACUGUACUGACAAAAGGAGUUGCUGGUAUCGGAAAAUCAGUCACUGUGCAGAAGUUUGUUCUGGAUUGGGCUGAAGAAAAAGAAAAUCAAGAUAUCAGCUUCAUAUUUCCUCUUCCAUUCAGAGAGAUUAACUUAAUGGAAAAAGAAAAACAAAGUUUGACGGACCUUGUAAAUCAGUUUUUCCCAGAAAUAAAAGGAUUGAACCUUACAAGAAGAAAUAAUUUUAAAGUCAUGUUCAUCCUUGAUGGAUUGGAUGAAUGUCGACUUCCUCUGAACUUCGAUGGUAAUGAAACACGGUGUGAUGUAUCAUCACCAGCAUCUCUGGAUGUUCUCUUGACAAACCUCAUCAAGGGAAAUCUGCUUCCUUCUGCUCUCAUCUGGAUCACCACCAGACCAGCAGCUGCCAGUAAGAUUCCUCCUGACUGUAUCGAUCGGCUGACAGAGAUACGAGGAUUCAAUGAUGCACAAAAGGAGGAGUAUUUCAAAAAAAGAUUCUUAGAUGACAAUCUGUCAAAAGAAAUACUUAAUCAUGUAAAAAAAUCAAAGAGUCUAUUUAUCAUGUGCCACAUCCCAGUCUUCUGCUGGAUUUCAUCCACUGUUCUCCAGAACAUUUUGGAAAUUAAAACAGAUAAUAAUCAGCAAAUCAAUCAGGCUGAUGAUGCCUCCAAAACACUGCAGGAAUCAAACACUAUAGACACUCCUAAGACUCUGACACAAAUGUACACACACUUUCUCCGCUUUCAGAUCCAGCAGAGCAGACGAAAAUAUGAUGGACAAUACACACCAAAUGUUUCCUGGGAUAAAGAAGCCAUGCUUUCACUGGGGAAACUGGCAUUUGAUCAGCUGGAAAGAAACAACUUGAUCUUCUAUGACACAGAUCUCGAAGCCUGUGGUAUUGAUGUCUACAUGGCAUCAGUGUAUUCAGGCAUGUGUACCCAGAUCUUUAAGGAGGAAACGGGGAUCAUUCUUGGUACCAUGUACUGCUUUGUUCACUUGAGCAUUCAAGAGUUUAUUGCAGCCCUUUAUGCACAUCUGUUUCUAGACAUCAACAAGAAAAGUGUGUUUGUUCAUGAGUCUAUAGAACAGAAAACAACUGAAACCAUGAUUGAUUUGCUCAAGACUGCAGUGGACAAGGCACUUGAGAGUGACAGCGGACACCUGGACCUUUUCCUUCGCUUCCUUCUCGGUCUGUCACUCCAAUCCAAUAGACUUCUCUUACGAGGACUGUUGACACAGGAAGGCUGCAAUGAUCAGAUCAAAAAGGAAAUAGCCCAAUACAUCAAGCAGAAAUUAGAAGCUAAUCUGUCUCCAGAGAGAUCCAUCAAUCUGUUCUACUGUCUGAAUGAACUGAAUGACCAAACUCUGGUGAAAGAGAUUCAGACCCACCUUAGAGAAGGAAGUCUCUCAUCUGUUGAUCUUUCACCUGCCCAGUGGUCUGCUGUGGCCUUUGUGUUGUUGACAUCAGAGGAGGAGAUGGAGGAGUUUGAGCUUCAGAAAUUCAAGAAAUCAGACGAGUGUCUCAUUAGAUUAUCAGCAGUCAUCAAAACCUCCAAAAGAGCUCUGUUAAAUGACUGCAGCUUAACAGACAGAAGUUGUUCAGCUCUGGUUGCUGUUCUUGGAUCAGACACCAGUCUGAAAGUGCUGAACAUGAACAAUAAUAAUCUGCAGGAUUCAGGUGUGAAGCUGCUCUGCACUGGACUGAAGAACAUAUGUAAAUUGGAGAUACUAAGUCUAAGUAUGUGUGAUCUAACAGAGGAAAGCUGUUCAGCUCUUGCUUCAGUUCUCAGUUCAGACUCCAGCAGUCUGAAGGAUCUUGACCUGAGCAAUAAUAAUCUGCAAGAUUCAGGAGUGAAGUCGCUCUCUGAUGGACUAAAUGAAAAAUGUAAACUGGAGAAACUCAGACUCUCAGACUGCAGUAUAACAGAAGAAGGUUAUAAAGCUCUGGCUUCAGCUCUGAGAUCAAACCCUUCACACCUGAUAGAGCUGGAUCUCAGAGGAAAUGAUCCUGGACAAACAGGAGUGAAGGAGUUCAGUGAUUUUCUACAGGAACCAAACUGUCAACUCAAGACACUGAGGUUUUUGUGUCCUGAAGCAGAUGAAGCCUGUCGAUUUGUGACUGGAAUUGUGGGUAAAAACCUGUUACUUUUGAGUGAGCUGAAUCUGAGUGGACAUCAUCUAGGAGACACACGAGUGAGUCAGAUAUCUGCUCUACUGCAGGAUAAACACUGUCAACUCAGUACACUGAUACUGUGUGGUUGCAAGAUUACAGAGAAACAGUUACUCAUCCUGACUUCGGCUUUGAAAUCAAACCCAUCACACCUGAGAGAACUGAACCUUAGUGGUAAUAAGCUUAAAGACUCAGGAGCCAAAAACCUCAGUGAUCUAAUGAUGAACCCACAAUGCAAGCUGGAAAAACUGGAGUAAGUAACAUUAUACUGUACUUCAGUUAGAGAUUAAAGGUUACUGCUUAAUAUAAACAACUUGGCUCAAGUCACAUUAUUUAUAACACUGUACCUUCUGUCAUUUCUCUAACUAUGGAAAAAUUACAAUAUGCAAAUGAGAA
Molecule: messenger RNA, 3289 nt
Organism: Carassius auratus (goldfish)
Lineage: Eukaryota; Metazoa; Chordata; Actinopteri; Cypriniformes; Cyprinidae
Product: NACHT, LRR and PYD domains-containing protein 12-like
Exons: 10
Coding region: 19-3150 (1043 amino acids)
Molecular function (GO): protein binding
Source: RefSeq, a predicted model, not a curated record